This is a messenger RNA of Rangifer tarandus platyrhynchus (Svalbard reindeer), 309 nucleotides long. The record is from the annotation of a GenBank genome assembly. Lineage: Eukaryota; Metazoa; Chordata; Mammalia; Artiodactyla; Cervidae.
AUGUGGUGCUGUUUGGGGCCACUCGGCCCAGCCCGUGGCCCACGAGAAUGUGGAUUUGGGCUGGGCUGGGCGGUGAAGCCAGCUGGCCGCCUGCAGACGCACAGAGAGCUCACGGAGCAGGCCCGUGGCCCCUCGGAUUCCUCGCCAGACAGCAGUUCAGAGUCUCAGCCAACAAGUGUGUUUCCAGCUGCUUCUAAACUGAGCACUUUUUCUCCCUGGCUUCUGCUGCUGCUUCUGCGAUUCCUCAAGCAGAGUUUGAACCCGGUUGAAAAAGAAAGGGGAUGUCUGCCUCUUGCUCACCAGCAGUAA